AUGGCCCAACAAGACCUGGUGCAGCCGACAAACACAACCGUCAUAACAGGCGUCGCCAUUGAAGCCACAGGUACUGAUCGCGUUCAUGUCGUCACAAGGAAGGAUACCAGGCGAUUCCGAUACCGAACAAGUAUCAUUGUUGGAAAUAUUUUGCGAUACUUCGACACUAUGAGAAUACAGAGGUUCAAAGGAGUGCUGAUUUAUGUUAACAAUGUCGAACGAGGCCAGCCUGAAAUCUAUGUAGUGCUAGAGGAGGCACAGAUUGGUAUCCGUGUCAGGGAAUCAUUUGCCAUCGACGUUGAUCGUUACUCUAACUAUCAGGAGAGUAUGGGUUUGCUGAAUGUUGCCAUCAGUGUACCUCCGCAGUACGGAGUGCGCCCAGAUGGAGACAAAACUAGGGAAGCAGAGAUGCGACAAAGAUAUAAUCUACCAAGAGUAGCUGGAUUGAUGAGACCGUUCCCAGAUCAGGCAUCUGCCAGCUUCAUGCAAUCAUUAACUUUGAAUGAUGUGAACUCGGAGGCGUAUAGACAACAAAUCAUCAAUAUGUACAGAGUACAGGGUUCUGGAGAACCCGGGUCAGAGCAAUCGCUAUCGUCCGUUAAUCAAGCCGGAAUGCCAACUGAGAACAUGUUUACCACAAGCAGAGAUGAGGAUAAAAAGUUUGAGGUGUUCCCUGAAGCGUCAAUGAAGAGUGGUCCUAUCUACAAAGUAGCACCAAAAUACGAAUCUGGACGCUAUCGGUUCUAUCCAAUCACAGGUCAAUCUCUCAAUCAAAGAUUACAAACAUGUCGCGACCUUCAGCAACAAAACAUCAUCAACGUUCAACCUAUGCAAUCCCAACUCACGGAAGCUUACGGAAUGUCGCAGUGUCCGGAUAAUCCAGCAGCUAUAAUUUCGGAAUGCGGAGAUUCCGUACCGUGCCUCUACGAUUAUACAACUUUGAACGCUAAGGUAAUCAUUUAA
This is a messenger RNA of Strongylus vulgaris, 963 nucleotides long. NCBI's taxonomy places the organism in Eukaryota, Metazoa, Nematoda, Chromadorea, Rhabditida, Strongylidae. The record is from the annotation of a GenBank genome assembly.